AACCCAAAAUAAGAAUCCACUUUCUCCCUUUCUCCGAACCCACUCCCUCGUCCCCACCCGUUCAAAUCAAAGCAAGAUCCAGCUGUCCCCAGAGGGUGGAAUGAAGGGGCGGCGGUGAUGGAGAAGGCAGAGGAAGAGUUAGAGAGGAGAAGCAAGUUCUUGAACAGCUUGAUACUGAGGAAGAAGGGCGGCGCGGAGGGGGAGCAGAAAGACGACAUCCGGCCUCAGCCCCAACAACAGAAGGCCAUCCUCCGCGUGAGGGCCUCCGACAUGCCCUUAGCCCUCCAGAACAGGGCCUUUAGGUGCGCAACCAGCUGCCUUGACUCCAUGCCCUCUCCCAAGCUUGACAGCAAACGCCUCGCACUUGCUCUCAAGAAGGAAUUCGACUCUGCAUAUGGUCCGGCAUGGCAUUGCAUCGUAGGAACAAGUUUCGGCUCGUACGUUACGCAUUCCCUGGGAGGAUUUUUGUACUUCUCGAUCGACAAGGUUUAUAUUCUUCUGUUUAAAACUGCUGUAAAGCCUUUAAAUCAAUGACUGUCUCCUCUAGAUUCCUUGUAAUUUUGGAAUUUUUGCUGUGGAACUCCUUGUUCGUGAGUCAACUGUCAUUUGGAAAAGUUGAAUGAACAGAAAUGCCAAAU
Molecule: messenger RNA, 638 nt
Organism: Cuscuta campestris
Lineage: Eukaryota; Viridiplantae; Streptophyta; Magnoliopsida; Solanales; Convolvulaceae
Source: the annotation of a GenBank genome assembly